This is a messenger RNA of Lolium rigidum, 2122 nucleotides long. RefSeq lists its product as uncharacterized. Lineage: Eukaryota; Viridiplantae; Streptophyta; Magnoliopsida; Poales; Poaceae. The transcript is spliced from 4 exons. The coding region runs from base 1 to 861 and encodes 286 amino acids. The record is from RefSeq and is a predicted model, not a curated record.
AUGUGGCCCGGCCACCUCGCGCCUCUUGCAACGCUCGACGACGUCGCCCGCGCCAGGAUGUGGCUGCGGGCCCUGCAGAUGCUCUGGCGCCGGGAUGUGGCCGCGGCUGCCCGCCGCGCCCCCUGCAGACGCUCGACGACGUCACCCGCGCCGGGAUGUGGCGGCGCCCGCCCGCGGCGAGUUCCAACCCUAUCCUGCCCCACCCACGCGCCUGCAGUUCACUCCAUCCACCGCGCCGCCGCCGCCGCCGCUCCGCCUAGGCUCCCCUGCCGUCGCGCUGCGGGCAACCUGCCGGCGCCCUCCCAUCAGCGGCUAUUUUCGUCGGUCAGCCCACGAGCCCCUGCCAUUGCGCGACCGUUGACCGCGUGUUCCUCCCGGCUUCCCGGUGCCGGCGCGAUUCGUCGGCCUGCUAACGAGCUUCCAAGGGAGGGGCGCUUCGACGGACACCAUACGCUGCCCGCAGUUCACUCCUCCGCCACCUCUUCGCUCCUGGUGACGAGGCGUUCCUCCUUGCGGCAGCCCGCUAGGUCGACCUGCUUACGAGCUCCCAAUGGAUGCGCGCUUUGUUGGCCUACUCGUGAAAUCCCAACGGUGGCUCCCUGCGACCCCCUGCCCCUGAAACUUCUACCUGCAGAGUGUAGUCGGUGGGAAGGAUGUUGUCUGUUGGAUAUAAGCAAAGCAAGGAAGGAGCGGGCCGAGGAAAUCGAUAAGAAGUGUACAAAUAUGCAUCAAACAUUCUGCUUUUCAAAGAUUGGCAUGGAUUUGCUUCUAAAUGCACGGACUGGUCUUGAAGCAAGGUCGAUCAAGACACUGUACGAGUGUCACUGUGUCACAAGGUCUAUUGGAUGGCCAUUUAGCUAGGUACUCCCUCCGUUCUUUUUUAAUUGACUCGAAUUUAGUACAAAUUUAUACUAAAUUUGAGUCAAUUAAAAGAGAAUGGAGGGAGUAAUUGCCAACACUGCGCUUCUCCACAAUUUGUACAAGUGAUGUGUGACGCUGACUUGUGAUAAUUUUGCUAGAUAUUCUGACUUGUGUAUAGGUGACGUACAAGCCAUAGCAUCUUCCUUACCCAUCGCAGAGUUAUUUCUCUAACUCAGCUAUGCAGUGAAAUUAUUUCAGUACUGAGAUGUUUGUAUCAUGGUAUGUUUAAGCAAUAGGAAGAUAGAUUGAACUGUUUGAACUGUAAACUUUUCACAUAGCGAGUUAGCGUCACAUGAUAAUGCAAUGAGCACUAGGCUAAUGGUUUGAUGGUCGUUGCUUAACUAUUUAGAUGAGUUUGAUACCCCUUCAUCUAUAGCUGUGAACAACUCAUCAUUACCCUAGCUGAAAAAUCAUUAUACUUAGUAUCAAUUGUGGUUUUCUUUAUAUAUAGUACUACUUCAGGGAAGGAACCUUCGUCGACCUGAAUGGCUGAAUAGCAUUACUAUAUCUUUACUGUGGACACCCCCUUCCUAAUGUUUAUUGAACUGUAUAUAACAUGAGUACAUGAGUUUUUGAUAUUUGACAUGCUCUGAAUUGCUUCAUGUAAAACGGGUACAGUUCUGGGCUCCAUUUCUUGAAAUUCUUAAUACUGUACUAGUAUGGAGAGCUCAUGAAUUUGAAGUUAUCUUUUGCUUAUUGAAGUAGUACCUCCGUUCUGAAAUAUAAGGCUCUUUAGCUUUCUAAAAAGGCUUAUGUUUUAAGACCCUUAUACAUGAAGUUUACAAUACAAAUGACCUUAAUUGUGCAGAGCUAUGCUUUAUACAUUCUUUUUAUAAUUGCAUUGUCUUACGAAUGGACUGAAACUUGUUUACCUUCUACAGAAAAUAUACUAGAGGGGGAGAAACCAUGAAACUGGCGGUUCACAUCAAUUGGAUUUUUCGUGUAAAUGAGCUAACUAUGAAUUGCCAGAUACAUCCUUUAGCUAUCACUUUGUAAACCUCUAUGGUGUCUUAGGCACUGGACCAUAUUGUUUCCUCUAUUUUAGUUACCUUUUAGUAUAUGAGAAGUACUUCUGUACGAGAAUUAAUUAAAAUGUUUGGUUCUGGUUUGAUAAUCUUCAAGGAUAUGCACAUUACUGGAAACACUUUUGUAUUGUGUUUGAUGUUACUGUUAUGGAAUUUGCGGUUUGAUUAAUACUACA